Messenger RNA from Capsaspora owczarzaki ATCC 30864, 1138 nucleotides. RefSeq names its product transaldolase. Lineage: Eukaryota; Filasterea; Ministeriida; Capsasporidae. Bases 34 to 1005 code for a protein of 323 amino acids. The transcript has a single exon. Gene Ontology annotation, molecular function: transaldolase activity. Gene Ontology annotation, biological process: pentose-phosphate shunt; carbohydrate metabolic process; pentose-phosphate shunt, non-oxidative branch. Gene Ontology annotation, cellular component: cytoplasm; intracellular anatomical structure. The record is from RefSeq and is a predicted model, not a curated record.
GAAACUUAUACCCUUCAUCUCCAAAACAUAAAGAUGGCCGCCUCCGCUCUCGAUGCACUCAAGGAACUCACCACCGUCGUCGCAGACACGGGUGUGAUUGACUCGAUCGCAAAGUUCAAGCCGACCGACGCAACCACCAACCCGUCGCUGCUGCUCGCGGCCGCCAAGAUGCCCGAGUAUGUGCACCUCGUCGACGACGCCAUCGAGUAUGGCCGCUCCAACGGCACCGAUGCCGACAGCCAGGUCGCCCUUGCUGCCGAUCGCAUGUUUGUCAACUUUGGCAAGGAGAUUCUCAAGCACGUCCCCGGCCGUGUCUCGACCGAGGUGGACGCCCGCCUCUCCUUUGACCGCGAGAAGAGCAUCGAGAAGGCCAAGCAGCUGAUCGCCAUGUACGAGGCGGUUGGCGUGCCGCGUGAUCGCAUCCUCAUCAAGAUGGCUUCCACCUGGGAGGGCAUCUCGGCCGCCAAGUACCUCGAGGCGCACGAAAACAUCCACUGCAACCUCACUCUGCUCUUCAGCUUUGCCCAGGCUGUCGCCUGCGCCGAGGCUGGCGUCACGCUGAUCUCGCCGUUCGUCGGCCGCAUUCUCGACUGGCACGUCAAGACAUACGACAAGAAGUUUGCCAAGGAGGAAGACCCCGGCGUGCUCUCGGUCAAGCGCAUCUUCAACUACUACAAGAAGCACGGCUACAAGACGAUUGUCAUGGGCGCCUCGUUCCGCAACAUUGGCGAAAUCACCGAGCUUGCCGGCUGCGAUUUCCUCACCAUCAGCCCCAACCUGCUCGACGAGCUGCGCAACGCCUCCGCUGACAUUAUCACCCGCAAGCUGGACGUCGACGUGGCCCAGAACCUCGACAUUCCCAAGGUGUCGCUCGACGAGAAGAGCUUCCGAUGGCUCCACAACGAAGAUGCCAUGGCCACCGACAAGCUCGCCGAGGGUAUCCGAAAGUUUGCCGCCGACGGUCUUGAGCUCGAGAAGCUGAUUCGCCACAAGCUUGGUCUUUGAGUGGUAGACGGGCGAUGAAAAACAAGAAAAAAAAAACAAGAAAAGUGAAAAUCAAACCCCGCAUGGAACUGGACUUUGUCGACUGUUUCUUGUUGCUCGUUUGUUUCUCUUUAUUAAAUACCCGUUGCUUGGA